Messenger RNA from Colletotrichum destructivum, 425 nucleotides. RefSeq lists its product as uncharacterized. The transcript is spliced from 2 exons. Bases 58 to 339 code for a protein of 93 amino acids. The record is from RefSeq and is a predicted model, not a curated record. Lineage: Eukaryota; Fungi; Ascomycota; Sordariomycetes; Glomerellales; Glomerellaceae.
CAGUGACCUCAGCUGUCGCAUCUUACAUCACCAGCCCUUCCUGUCAAAACCACCGUCAUGGCGCUUGACCUUUAUAUCCCGCCAUGUAUGCGCUCACCGAGCCACCCCCUCCAUCCGCCGCCCCUGAACAAGCCACUCCGCAUCCAAAUCGAGGGCCCGCUGGUGUCCGUCCAGAAGCUCUUUCCAGAAGCACCGUGGCAUGUCAGUGAGAUCCCAACGCCUUUCCCGCAGCCGGCCGGGCCAUUGCUAGUAAGACUGGGGUACCGAACAAUCUAUGGCCACGAGGUUCGCCCCAACGUUGCAAACGACGUCAUUGUGCGUGAUGAAUAUUUAGGCUGAGUCAGGGAAGCAAGGCCGUUGAACCAAAUUGACUAUUACGGCGUCAAUUUCGACCAUUUGGUCCCCGCAAAUGAUCCGGAUCCUGA